AUGCCCGCCCAGUCCGCUGAAUCGGCCGGCCGCGGCUCAUCUGAGGCAGGCUUAUCCGAGGGCGGUAUAUCUGAGGGUGGUUUACCCAGUGGAGGUGGGUAUUCCGGCCUCGCUGCUCCUGCGAGGGAGGAGGAAUUGGAAUCUUUGGAGGAGUUCAGAGUGGUUGGUAAGGGUGGGAAGGUCAAGGGAGGCGACAAGGGGGAGCCUGUGGAGCUGGAGACACGUGGCGUGCAGGGAUUGGCGGAGGAGGAAGGAGCUGCAGCACGAGCGGAGCAGGAGCGGGGAGAUCUAGCGGGGGAGAAAGAGAAGGCAGGGGCGGAGAAAAAAGAAAGGGCGGGGAUGGAAAGGAAAGGAGGGGCAGGGGCGGAGCAAGAAAAGAUUGCAGGGUUGGAGGGGAAAGAGGAAGGGAAACAAUGGGCUGGGGCAAAGUUAGAAGAGGGAGCAGGGGAAGUGCCAGGGGCGGAAUCUGUUCCCAUGGGCGGGGUGGAUACGGGGGAAGUUUCUAGUGGGCGCACUGGCACUCGGGGGACGGAAGGGGGCAUUGAGGCGCAGGAGACUGCUGGGUGGCAGGCGGAGAGGGGAGGCGAGGAGGUGAGGCGGCUGGAAGAGGGGUUGGGGAAGAUGGCGCUGGGGGAGGGGAGGGCGCAGCAGGGUUUAGGGGAAGGGGCAGGGGGAAAGGGGAUGCGCGGAGUGGAAGAGGGGCUGCAGAGGCUGUCGGUUUCAGACAUUGGGGGGAUGAGAGGACGUGGUGGGGAGGGGGAGAAGACAGUGGAAGGCGCGCAGGGUGAGAAGGCAGGGAAGGUAAUGGAGGAGGGGAAGGGUGGGGAGGGAGGGAAGAUAAUGGAGAAGGGGAAGGGUGGAGAGGCAGGGGUUUCUGGAACGCCCGAGCGGCAGCAGCAUGUGGAAGGGGUGGAACAGGGAAUGAGGAGGCUGGCAAUGUCUGCUCAAGGCGGAGAGACUGGUGGGGAGGCAGGGAAGGUAAUGGAGGAGGGAAAGGGUGGAGAGGGAGGGGCUUCUGGAGCGCCUGAGGGGCAGCCCGAGGUGGAAGCGGUGGAGCAGGGAAUGAGGAGGCUGGCAAUGUCUGGUCAAGGCGGAGAGAGUGGUGGGAAGGAACGGAAGGAGGGGGGGAAUGAGGGAGGUGGGGUGGAAGUGGGGGAGGCAGAAGGUGGGGGAGGGGUUGUGGCGGGUGGAGGGGUUGUGGAGAGGGCACAGGACGUUGCCACGUCAGCUUGGACCAGCACAACUGGAGCGAUCACAGAUACUGUCAAGGUGCUCGGCUCCCUCACUGGUUUCGCCCCCACCAGUACCGAGGUGCCUGCUAACGCUGCACGAAGCUCAGGUGCAGGAGGGACUGGCGAUAGAGGGAUCUGCGUGUUCAAGAGGAGUGGAAUGUGUCGGACAGGUGCUGCUGGUGUGAUCAACGUGGUGGGUGUGCAAGGCCUUCUGUGGCAUGGGAGGUGGGAGAGGUUUGAUGGAUGUGACGCCGGUGGUGUGAUUUCAUGUGGGGUGUGCUCGCAGGGUGUGAUUGGAUGUGGGUGUGAUCUUGUGUGGGCUGCGCUGUUUGUGGUCUGA
Messenger RNA from Closterium sp. Naga37s-1, 1572 nucleotides. Lineage: Eukaryota; Viridiplantae; Streptophyta; Zygnematophyceae; Desmidiales; Closteriaceae. The record is from the annotation of a GenBank genome assembly.